This is a messenger RNA of Musa acuminata subsp. malaccensis (wild Malaysian banana), 3950 nucleotides long. NCBI's taxonomy places the organism in Eukaryota, Viridiplantae, Streptophyta, Magnoliopsida, Zingiberales, Musaceae. The record is from RefSeq and is a predicted model, not a curated record.
CUCUCUCUCUUCGCCUCGUCUACUAAUUUCCGUCGCCUCGAAUUCGUCUUCCACCGCCACCGGCGCCCUGAAUGCUUCCUCGCCCCCACUUCCUCCUAUUCUCCUCCUUUGGGGGGACAGCUGCGGCUUUCGGGGAACCCUUUCCCCUCCGUCUCCCGCUAUGAGUGGGGAGGAGCCGCCCGACGACCGGCGGUGCUUGUGGCGGUGCAAGAACUUGCGGAUGGAGGGCGCUGAAUUCUGCUCCGAUCACCGCGGCCUGCAGAGCGCCGAGAAGGGCAGGUGGGGCUCCUCGUCCUCCCGGUCCAGGAAGACUAGGGUUAGGGCUCGGCCGGAGGAGGGGCCGCCUGGGGAAGAGGAAGAGGCGGAGAGGGAAAAACUCAGAAAGAAGAACGAAAGCCGGGCCUUUAGGCCAGCGGGGUCGGCCGCUAGGGCUGCGGAGCGGGAUGGCCCGAAGAGUAUCCCGGUGAGGGAGCGGAGACGUCUGAUAGUGGUAGACGAGUCGGACAGCGAUGAGGAGGAGGAUGCAUUGGUGAAGGAGGAUGACGACGAUUGGAAACAAGAGAACGUGAAGGCUGGAAACAAACGGAAAAGAAUGCACUUGGAUAUGCAAAAACGAAAGAACAGAAAAACUGAGAAAGAGGCUUCAAUCACGGAUAAAGAUGGUCAAGGAGCUGGCUCUUCUGCCGCUAGCGAAAAGUCCAGCUCUGAGAAGACUGCGCAGAAUGAGAAUUAUCCAGAGGUACCUAAGAAGAAGAAAUUAACGGGUGAUGAUGCUCUUAUGUGUCAUCAGUGCCAGAGGAAUGACAAGGGAAGAGUUGUAUGCUGCACGUCAUGCAAAAAGAAACGAUUUUGUAUACCAUGCAUAACUCGCUGGUAUCCUCAUUUGUCAGAAGCUGAUUUUGCAGCAAGGUGUCCAUUCUGUCGCAAUAAUUGCAAUUGCAAAGCAUGCUUGCGAAUGCUAGGUCUUGCUAAGCCUCCAGGAAAACUGAUCGAGAAGACUGACAAAAUUAAGUUUUGUUGUUAUACUCUACGUUUAUUGCUUCCUUGGUUGAAAGAGUUAAUCCAAGAACGAAAUGCUGAGAAAGGAAUCGAAGCUAAGAUUCAAGGUGCUGCAUCAAGUAAAAUAAAGAUACAAAGAGCGACAUGUGAAAAAGAUGAACGCAUAUUCUGCAAUGUUUGCAGAACAUCCAUUGUUGAUUUUCACAGAAGCUGUCCAAGCUGUUUAUAUGACUUAUGCCUUGGCUGUUGUCGGGAACUUCGUGAAGGUUGCAUUCCUGGUGGCCUUGGGAAAAUAAUUUUGCCCUAUCAGGAUAGAGGUAAUGAUUACAUUCAUGGGGGCAACCAACAUCGUCAAAGUAAUGUAUCCGAGGGUUCUUCAACCAGGCAAGCUAGCUCUCAUGUGACUCAGCUGAAUGAAUGGAGGGCUAAUGAGGAUGGCAGCAUUCCUUGCCCACCUAAAGAGAUCGGCGGCUGUGGUUCUUCCCUUUUGGAGUUGAGAUGCAUGUUUAAAGAGAGUUUGCUUUCUGCUCUGGAAGAGAAAGCUGAGGCAAUUGUCAAAGAGAGUCAAUUUUUAGAAUGCAUUGGUAAUUCUGAUCGAUGUCCCUGUUUCAGCGCAACUGGUCAGACUGAUAAUAGCAGUAGGAUGUUGCGAAAAGCAGCAUGUCGUGAUAACUCAGAUGAUAACUGCUUGUAUUGUCCGACUGCUAAUGACAUUCAACAGGGUGAACUGGAUCACUUCCAGAAGCAUUGGCUAAAGGGUGAGCCAGUGAUUGUUCGGGAUGUUCUUGAGCUCACAUCUGGGCUGAGUUGGGAGCCCAUGGUUAUGUGGCGGGCAUUGCGAGAGAAGAAAUUGGCUGAGAAGGCUUCCGAGAGGCUUACAGUGAAGGCAAUCGACUGCUUGGAUUGGUGUGAGGUGGAGAUAAACAUUCACCAGUUCUUCACAGGAUAUACUGAAGGAAGGAAACACAAUAAUGGAUGGCCUGAGAUGCUCAAGCUUAAGGAUUGGCCUCCAGCCAAUUCCUUUGAGGAACGCUUACCACGUCAUGGUGCUGAAUUCAUCACUGCUUUGCCAUUUCCUGAAUACACAGAUCCUAGGUAUGGUCCUCUUAAUCUUGUUGUGAAGCUGCCAAAGGAUGUGCUCAAGCCAGAUCUGGGGCCAAAAACUUAUAUUGCUUAUGGACUUGCUGAAGAGUUGGGCAGAGGGGAUUCCAUAACUAAGCUUCACUGUGACAUGUCUGACGCUGUAAAUGUUUUGACACAUACAGCAGAAAUGACCCUUUCCAGCCAUCAGCUUUCUAAGAUAGAGAAGCUGAAAAAGAAACAUUUGAAGCAAGAUAUACAGGAGCAGCUUUAUGCUGAACAGGAAGACAAAGGAAAAGUAGUAUCUUCCGCGGAGAAAAAUAUUAUGGAGCGGACUGACAACAUUUCAAAUGUGGCCUUGGAUGAUGAAAAAAUUAUGCCAAUGCAGUCUUCCAGUCAUGUGGACAAGAUGUCUGCUGAUGUACUCGAUGACCAAAAAUCAGAAUGCAUCUCUACAACUGAUAUCGAUGUGAACACAUCAAAUGUUCAAGUCAGGGACGCAAUGCAUGUUGAGAAAGUUCCAGAGACCUGUGUUACUGGUUCUGAAGAUGAAAAAACUGAAUCUUCUCAACUCUGUGAUCUGAAUCAUGAAGAGGUCACUAAAAAUAAACAGAUGGAUCAAAUUAAUGUUGAACAGAAUGGGUUUGACAAUGUGAGGAUGGAUGAGAAAGCAGUUGAUAAAACUCAUCCUUCAGCUAUACCCAUUAGCAAAGAUACAUCUGUGCAGGUCCAUAUUGAGUCACAUUCUGUUGUUCAUAGCAGAUUGUUUGUCUCUGGACCCUCCAUUAAGCACUCUGGUCAAUCUGGAAAUGAUGACAAGAAGGAAGCAUCCGAUCAAGACAUCGUGGCCAGUGUUGGAUGUAACUCCGGUUACUGUUGCACCAAAAUUGAAAAUACUGAGGCACAUGACGAGGGAACAACUAUGGAUAAAAGUGCUGCUGGCAUUGUUCAGAGGAAUGGAGGACCUGGAAACACGUUGGGCAAUGUAGUUAAUGACAGCAACUUAGGAGAAAUGCAGAGUGAGGCUGCAGAAACAGUGUAUUCUGAUAAGCAGGAAAAUCCAGAGCAUUUGGAAGGUCGAGCAGAGACAACAAGAGGUGUAGAUGAGGAGAAGUGUGACAAACAACCUGCUGCGGCUGGCAUGGAGGCGGAGCAGAAACAUCCUGAUGGUGGUGCUCUAUGGGACAUUUUUCGUAGAAAAGAUGUUGUGAAGCUGGAAGAAUACAUCAGAAAGCAUUCUAGAGAGUUCAGGCAUGUCCACUGUUCUCCAGUAGAACAGGUCAUCCAUCCUAUUCAUGACCAGUCUUUCUACUUGACGAUGGAGCAUAAAAGGAAGCUUAAGGCUGAAUAUGGAAUUGAACCUUGGACAUUCGAGCAAAAACUUGGUGAGGCUGUCUUUAUCCCUGCUGGAUGUCCCCAUCAAGUCAGAAACCUAAAGUCAUGCAUAAAGGUUGCACUGGAUUUCGUCUCUCCGGAGAAUAUUCGUGAGUGCAUUCGAUUGACAGAAGAAUUUCGCACUCUUCCGGAUGAGCACAGAGCUAAAGAAGACAAACUAGAGGUAAAGAAAAUGGCUCUGCUUGCGCUCAAACAAGUGAUAAAGGAGUUGAACGACUUGAAGUAUAAACCAAGUUAAGGACCUGCCUCCAAUCACAAGAGUCCAUGUAGGAGUCUGAAGCUGAAGAAAUGGCAGUGAUGCCCCAGCUUCACCCACUCUUGAUAUCAGUCAGGCUCAUCUUCUUGUAGUUAACCCCCUGCCGUGUUAACUGUUUUUUGGUAGACUGCAUGUAUCGUUACAUUAGCUUUGUCCUCAAGUCGGUGGCUAAAAUCUCCUCCCAUUGGCACAUGCGUUUUGUUUGCGUUAUUUUUUUGUA